UUCCCUUUGCGUAGGAGUUGAGUAAACCGUCCUGUUCUCCCCUUGAGAGUCCCGCUCUCUGUCAGCUGAUUCACCCUCAUCUGGAAGGGGUGAAGGAGGGGAAGGAUGUAUACAGACACCCGAGGAGCUUCUGCCCCACGCGCCUGCUCAUUUCUUAUCCUGAACUUCUUUGUCCCUUCCUCCCCCUCCUUUUAUGUGCUUUUCUCAUGUCUUUCCCAUGUUGGCAAAAGGCAGCACCAUUUGCCCAUACUUCAGGCUGGACAACAUGGGGGUGAGGCUUUGCUCUGGUGUUUCCAUCAUCCCUACAACCAGUUCGUCACUAGUCCUCUUAACUCAACUGUCAGUUGGGUGCAGCCGUGUCUCAGCCUCCUACACUGUUAACAUCCUGGUCUCAGCCUGUUGGACCUGGUCACUGGCUUGCUCCUGCCCCCUCCUGCUCCCGCCAUAGCAGUCUGUUUUCCACACAGUAGCCAGAGUGAUCUUUUAAAAUCUUGAUCAAGUCAUGACAUUUCUCUGUUUGCAAACACUGCAGUGACGUCUUGUAUUCAGGCCCAGAACCCUUCACAAAGCGAUUGUACUCAUCUCUCUGCCCUCAUCUCCUGCUACUUUAAGCCUUUGCUCGUCUUCUUUAGAAACACUGAUCUUAUGUUUGGAUUUGCCAAAUGCAUUUCUGUUCCUUUUAUUUGGCACACUGAAGUCCUCGAUUACUUCAUUUUCAAUCAUCCUUAAGUUUUGCCCAACACAAACAAUUUAUGUCACACGAGGGAAGGAAGAACAGGGCUUUUUAUUAACUGCACUUAUGAAUACCAAGGAUCAUCGCCUGAGGAACCAGUUCCCGGGAGCUGAUAGAUUCUUCGUUCUAAUCUAGAAGCCUCUCUCUCUAUCACGUAGACACCUGUGAAGGUGUGAAGGUGUCCCAUUUCUGCUGAAAGAACUGGGGUCUUCUGUGUUUUAGAAAUGACCUCAGGGUAUUCAUAGUCAGAAACGAGAGACAUUCCCCUGGCUUUUUCCCACCUAUGGCGCUGCCUGCUCAACAUUCUAACCUUUCCUGAGCAGACACACACUGAAGAUUGGACAGUGGCAGCUGAGCUCCUCCCGCCAGUCCCAGGUGAGCUGUACUUUCAGCUGCUUGGAACUGCCCCAGCUUCAUUCACCUCAUCUGCCUCUCCCUGCUGUCCGGAUUGCCCUGCAGGUGUCAGGAGGCAUGUCAUGCAGAUGUUCUGGACAAAUAGGCUUAGCUAGGGGGAACUGGACGUCUCCCACACCGUUUGUUGAACCCUCGGCUCCUCCCUUUCUACCUUCAUGUAUAUACUUAUAUAUGAAAUCAUAUACGGUUAAUAUAGUGCAGUUGAUCGCCAGGUGGUCAGGCUGCUUCUGUAGUGGUGAGGACGAGCCCCCAGUCCAUUCUCUUCUCUAGAGCUUGUUGACUUUUAGAGAAGUGGCCAUGUGUUUUCCCAGGAAGAAUGGGAGUUACUGGAGCCCAUUCAGAAGGCCCUUUACGAUGCUGUAAUGCAGGAAAACUAUGAGGCUGUCAUCUCUCUAGCAUUAUUUGUGCUUCCCAAACCGAAAGUGAUCUCCUGUUUAGAGCAAGGGGAAGAACCAUGGGUUCGGGGAGCCCUGGAGAUCCAGCAUGGUCUUGGGGAGCCUCCUACAGCAGGAGUAAAGCUCAAAAAUGACACUGAGAAUCAUCAGCCUCUAUGUCUUUCUGACUUAGAAAUACGAUCUCCAGGAAACAUAGUUUCAAAGAAAGUCAAAGUGAAAGUUGCCCAGAAAACAGCAGGCAAAGAAAAUCCGGGUGAUUCUCACAGAGUGGGGAAAUGGAACGGAGAGUUUCCAGUGAAGAAAAGAAAGAAACUCACACCCUGGAAACAAGAGCUGCUGAGGCUUAUGGAUCUUCACAAGAAAGACCGUGCAGGAGAGAAGCCUUUUAAAUGUCAGGAAUGUGGGAAAAGCUUCAAAGUUAGCUCUGACCUCAUUAAGCACCAAAGAAUCCACACUGAGGAAAAACCUUAUAAAUGUCAGCAGUGUGAUAAGAGGUUUAGAUGGAGUUCAGAUCUCAAUAAGCACUUAACAACACACCAAGGAAUAAAACCAUAUACGUGCUCAUGGUGCGGGAAAAGCUUCAGUCAAAAUACAAAUCUACACACACACCAAAGAACUCACACAGGAGAGAAGCCCUUUACCUGUCAUGAAUGUGGAAAAAAGUUCAGUCAGAACUCCCACCUCAUCAAACACCGGAGAACCCACACGGGCGCUGGCGCAUCUACCAAACCUGCUCUCUUGCGUAGGUUUCCACUGUGGAUGAAUCCUCCAUGGGGAAUGAUGUGGAGUCUACACGGACGUGCUAUCUGUAAUCAACCACAUAUAAAGUUUUCUCUUGUAUAUGACUGUGUGUACGUUGCCUGUUUACUUCCUGUGAAAGGUUAAACAAGGUAGCUCUUACACUGCUUUUCAGAUUUAGGAAAAUUACCAGAAUCUCUUCUCAUUUCUCCCACGGGAUGGCGAAUCUUGAGUUGCACCAGCCUUGGCACUAACAAAAAGUUCCAUUGCAUAGUGUUUGUGUACAUCUUCAAGGAAAAACUAAGAAAAUGUGUGUUUAAAACCAAAAGAUGUAAUACUUCCAACAUAAUUUUUGCACUCAACCUUUGUCCAUGACUUGUACCAACAUCUGAAUGGUUUUAAAGGAUUUGAAACAAUGCCAAACAGAAGGAUAUUUAAUAUUCAUGGGUAAACGCCGGCGCCGCGGCUCAACAGGCUAAUCCUCCGCCUAGCGGUGACGGCACACCGGGUUCUAGUCCCGGUCGGGGCGCCGGAUUCUGUCCCGGUUGCCCCUCUUCCAUGCCAGCUCUCUGCUGUGGCCCGGGAGUGCAGUGGAGGAUGGCCCAAGUGCUUGGGCCCUGCACCCCAUGGGAGACCAGGAGAAGCACCUGGCUCCUGGCUCCUGCCUUCGGAUCAGCACGGUGCACCGGCUGCAGCGCGCCGGCCACGGCGGCCAUUGGAGGGUGAACCAACGGCACAAAGGAAGACCUUUCUCUCUGUCUCUCUCACUGUCCACUCUGUCAAAAAAAAAAAUAUAUAUAUAUAUAUUCAUGGGUAAAAUUAAGUAUUGCACAAGACAGUUUCUCUCAGAGUGUUGGGAACACCUUUGCUGCACAGUGAUGAUGCCAUUCUGGCUGCCUGCCUCGCAUGCUGCAGCGCCCGGGUUCCUGUUCUGACCCUACUUCCAGUUUUAGCCUCCUGCUGCCGUGCACCCUGGGAGGCAGGGGUGAUGGCUCCGUUACUUGGGUCCCUGCCACCCACAUGGGAGACUCAGAUUAAAUUCAGGUCGCUGGCUCUGGCAUAGCCCAGUCCUGGCUGUUGUGGGUAUCUGGGGAGUGAGCCAGCAGAUGGAAGAUCUCUCCGAGUUGGUCUUGGGCUCUAACUCUGCAUGUCAAUUUUCUUUUUUUUAAAGUUCAGCAUUAAGAAUGCUUGUUUGUUUUUUUUCUUUUUAAAGAUUUUUUUUUUUAUUUGAAAGGUGGAGUGGCAGAGGCAGAGAGAGAGGUCAUCUAGCUCCUGGAUCACUCCCCAAAAGGCCACAAUGGCCAGAGCUGCACCCAUCCAAAGCCAGGAGCCUGGAGCUUCUUUCAGGUCUCACAUGUGGAGGCAGGGGCUCAAGGACUUGGGCCAUCUUCUGCUGCUUUCCCAGGCCACAGCAGAGAGCUGGAUCGGAAGUGGAGCAGCCAGGACAUGAACGGCAAAUGGAGGCUUAGAUUCCUAUGCCACAGCACCAGCCCCUGUUUAUUCUACUUAGAGGAGAAAAUCAUAUUUCUUAUUUUAUUUUUUUUAAUUAAGAGACACUUCUGCAAUCUUCUAUUCUUGUGUCUCUUCCAACAUCCCACAUUUUAGAAUGUAAAGUUUCCCAAGGCACAGCUCUGACAGUCUUAAUCCGCUGGUUCCCUCUUCCCUUACCCUGCCCUCAUAAGGCCGUCACAUCUCUGGCCAUUCGCUUAGUGGCCCGCAUCCACAGCUGAGAGUCAUGUGAUGCGUUUGCUUGUCUUCCUUCAUUAGUGUUCGCAUCAGGAGGCUGGGGCUUCGUCUCAUGCAGUCUUGUGUCUUCAUGGGACUGACACAGGAAUGAAAACAAACAAGGAAAACUGCUGUGGUCAGCUGAUCCCUGGCUUUGAUUACCUAGGACACCCUGCUUUCUCCAGGUAUCAGGUGCUCAGUGGACGUGUAAUGGCCACCCUUCCUGGUCUUGUUCUUCCCCAGGACUGGAAGAACAGGCAGGUCCUCUGGAGAGCUCACAGAGAAUUCUCCUGUUGGGGAUAAGAAUUUCUAAGUGAUCAUUCUAUCCAUGUGAACUUCCAAUCCCAGAAUUCAGGGCAGCUGUGAGAUGGGAAGACUAGAUUUUGUUGUGUCUGGAGAAAGGCAGCUCUGCCCAGGUUGCUCAGUGCCUUGGAAGCGCCUGCUGCCUCUGCUCUUUGGAGCUGCCACACUGAGGCGAGUACAAGGAUCCGGAAGAAGCCUCAUUAUCUGACUCUGUCAGUGAGUUCCAAACGCAUACGUGGAGGACACAGAGAUGCCAGGAAAAGCUGUCCUGCUCCCAGGUAAAGUUGGGACAAUGGCUUGCAUGAGGAGAGAGUUAGAGGACUUUGAGCAUUUGUGUUUGCAAUGUGAAGCUGGGGGGUGGGGGCAGUUGAAGGAGAGGAGUGUAAGUGUUUGUGGAGGCCCUGGUGGUGGUGUUUGUGUGACACCUGACUUCACAGCAGUGCCCUGUGGAAUCGGGACAGUGCUGGCCUGGUUAGCUCCAUGACCCUGACAGGAGCCAGAGAAGACAGCAGUCUUAGUAGAACAAAACCAGGUCCUAGUCGCCUGUCGGUGAAAUGCCACUUCCACACCACACGGCUUCCUGGCUGGUGGCGCAGUGCUGCUGUCAGAGAGGAGACAGUCGAAGCUGAGAUCUGGGCAGACGUGGCUGCUGGGACAGAGCAAGAAGCCCUGCUUCCUCUUUCAGAUGCUGACCUGGAAACAUCCCUCUCGCGGGCUCAGCUGUAAGGAAUCACUUCUCCAAGGUCAACGCAUCCUGUUCGCUCAGCAUCUUCUGUACCCAGUGGAAGAUAAAGUGUUCCGGCAAGUGUGCGCUCGUUAACUUCCAACAGCUGCCCCAGCGACGAGUGGUUUGGAAGCAGGGGUUGCAGGGUGGCACUUUUACAAAGCUGCAAACUCCAGUAUAAUAUCUUUGAAAUUCAAGCUCAUUGUUCAGGAUCUUAUCUAUCCUGGCAUUGUGCCAGUUUGCAAAAAACAAACAAACAACAAAACCAGUUAUAUAGGCCAAAAUGGAGGAAGUGAUCACCUUACAAUGUGUCAGACAAACACAGAAAGACUGGGGUUCCUGAUUCAUAGAUAAGAGGUCCAUGAGAAUUAGAGGAAGAAACCAAUUACUGCCCAUGUGGUAGAGGAACAGACGAGUAGAGCGGGUUUCGUAAUACCCAUUCUUCCCCUUCUGCCCUCUGAGGCAGCCUCCCAAGCUCCAUCCCACCAACACCCUGGCCGCUUAGGUAAGCCCUCGUGAUCGCAGAAGGGAGAGCGUAAAGACCAGGGCACUGGCAUCUCCGGCAGUGCUGUCACUCAACUGAAUCCUGUCUGUUUGCUUGACUUGUCGGGGGCGGGGAAUCCUUUCUUGGGGAUGAUCUCUGCUCUCAGAAAGAGCUCCGUUCUUUCUCUAAUUAUCCCCUCAGCAUUAGCCGGGACGCUCUUCCCUCCCAGUCACCUCGUGUGUCUGUUCUGGGAACAAUCCCUCCUCUAACCAUUCCCAGGCCCAAGGGGUCUGAGACGCAGGAGGCGCCAGGCACACAGCAGUGUCUUCCUGGAGGCGGAAUCCUUAACCCCGUCCCCGCUCUGUGCUGCAGCCUCGCUCCUUUUCCUCAACCACCACAUUCAUGUUCACGAUGAGUGUGCACACUCGCACAUGCAUAAAGCUGCAGCAGCUCCUGCUUCCCACGAGCUGAACUCCCUGGUUUGGUUAAAGGCCUUUCAUCCUCUGACAAGCCUCUUUUUCUCCUCCCUCCAAGUUCACUUAUCCUCCAGGCAGUGCCAGGAGGCCUUUUUAUUUUUCAAAUAGGAUUUAUUUUUUUAGAGCAAUUUUAAAUUUAUAGUGAAACUGAGCAGAAGGUAGAGGUCCCGUAUGCUGUCUUCCCCACCCCCACACUCAGACUCCCCUUCUGUAGGCAUCCCCAACCAAAGGGGUAUAGAAUCAAUGCACCUGUGCUGACCCGUUGUCACUCAAGGCCCAUAGUUUACGUUAGAAUUCACAGUUGGUGUUGUAUCUUCUGUGGGUUUUGACAAAUGUACAAUGAAAUGCAUGUCUAUAGGAUCGUAAAGAAUAAUUUGAUUACCCUAAAAAUUCUCAUUCAUCCCUCUCUCCCCAUGGACUCCCAGCGACCACCGUUCUCUUUUCUAGAGUCUCAUCUAGUUGGAUUGUACAGCAUGCAGCCUGCUCAGAUGGCUUCUUUCACUUAGCAAUACGUAUUUAAGACUCCCUCAUGUCUUCAUGCCUGGCUGUUUUCAGUGCUGAGUAGUAUUUCAUCACUGAUAUUUUAUAGUUUAUUUAUCCAUUCACCUAAUGAAGGACAUUUCGGUUGCUUCUAAGUUUUGGCAAUUGUGAGUAAACUUGCAGCAAACAUCCAUCUGCAGAUUAUUAAAUGGAUUUCAGUUUUCAUUUCAUUUUCAAUACAAAGAAGCCCAAUUUCUGAGUUAUAUGGUUAUAUACUUUUAAUUUGUACAACCCCAGCCAACUGUUUUCUAGAGGUUGUACCAUUUUGCAUUCCCACCAGGACAGAAUUAAUUCCUAUUACUUCACAUCCUUGCCAAAUUUGUUGUUGUCAAUUUUUUGAAAAAGUUUUGCCCUUCUAAUAUCUUCCUGUUAUUUUAAUUUAUAAUUCCCUAGUGACAUAAUAUGUUGAGCAUCUUUCCAUAUUCAUUU
Oryctolagus cuniculus (rabbit) is the source of this 6961-nucleotide messenger RNA. The record is from RefSeq and is a predicted model, not a curated record. Lineage: Eukaryota; Metazoa; Chordata; Mammalia; Lagomorpha; Leporidae.